Molecule: messenger RNA, 918 nt
Organism: Manduca sexta (tobacco hornworm)
Lineage: Eukaryota; Metazoa; Arthropoda; Insecta; Lepidoptera; Sphingidae
Product: arrestin domain-containing protein 17-like
Exons: 1
Coding region: 1-918 (305 amino acids)
Biological process (GO): protein transport
Cellular component (GO): cytoplasm
Source: RefSeq, a predicted model, not a curated record
AUGGGCGUGUUGUGUCAAAUAUUGAUCGACAGGCCGUUCGACGGCGUGCACAGAGCCGGUGGGCCCGUCACCGGCGUCGUCAAGUACGCCCUGGACCAGCCUAAAGAGUACAAGGACAUCAUACUCGCGCUCAGAGGUGAAUCAUGGUGUCACUGGUCCGAGAGCGACACCGACAACGAAACCUACAACUACACGGGAAAAGAAUCCCACGUCUGUGAAGAAGUGAGUCUGCUGAACCCCACGCACAGGACGCGAACACUCCCAGCAGGCGCAUACGAGCACAGGUUUCUCUUCACGUUGCCAAAGAUCAUCCCACCGUCCUUUAAGACGCGGACGGGCCACGUGUGUUACAAGAUACUGUUGGAGUUCAAGAAAGACGCCGUCUUCAACGCCACUAAGAGUUUCAAAGCGGAAAUAACUGUACGCAACCACUUGGACGCUACAUUAUUAGACACACCAACUGUUUUUGGUGCGGACCACAAAUUAUUCAAGCCGAUGUCUUUCGGGAAACAAGAGGUAUAUUUGAAAGGCGAGAUAGCGACACCUUAUAUAAUACCGGGAGACAGAGCUCACCUCAAAUUGAUGAUAACUAACGAUAGCACCGUACACGUGAAAUGUUUAAGAGCGGAGCUGGUCAGAUGUACUAUAUAUACAGCGGACGGCGGAAGGACUGCAAACCGAGAGAAGAAGAUUAAAAACUGCAUGGUGGAGACUGCGGAGGUGCGGCCGCGCAGCAAAGCCGAGAUGGCAGUCACCGUGCCAACACUGGAGCUAGAGCGCACCGUGCAACACAGCAAGGUGAUAUCCAACGAGUAUAAGAUCCUGGUGACGGCUGUUUUGCCGGUGCCGCAUCGCAACGUUACGGUCAUGGUGCCGAUCUUGCUGGGCGACAGAGCAUGUUCACGGCAUGAACGUUAG